This is a messenger RNA of Cydia splendana, 1337 nucleotides long. RefSeq names its product tRNA-specific adenosine deaminase 1 (gene Adat1). The transcript has 2 exons. Gene Ontology annotation, biological process: tRNA processing. The record is from RefSeq and is a predicted model, not a curated record. Gene Ontology annotation, molecular function: RNA binding; tRNA-specific adenosine deaminase activity. Bases 101 to 1327 code for a protein of 408 amino acids. NCBI's taxonomy places the organism in Eukaryota, Metazoa, Arthropoda, Insecta, Lepidoptera, Tortricidae.
GAUGUUGUUUAGAAAACAUAGUGUGCACCGAUCAGUAAAUAAGUCCGCCGCGAAGCUAAUAAAUUAUGUCAUGAACUAACAUAAACAUAGAAGAUGAAAUAUGGAUCAACUCGAUAUUACAUUUUUAGAUAAAGUAGCUGAAAGCUGUGUGAAACUUUAUAAUGAACUUCCAAAGACCGGAAAACCUGUUGACGGUGAGUGGACCGUACUAUCCUGUAUCAUACAAUACGAUAACAGAACGGAGGAGUUUGAAGUAGUGUCUCUAGGUACUGGAUCGAAAUGUAUAGGUGCUUCGAAAAUGUCCGCGACGGGAGAUAUUCUCAACGAUAGUCACGCUGAGGUCUUUGCUAGAAGAGGAUUUUUGAUAUAUCUCUACGAGAAUAUGGAGCACGCUUUAGAUAGUAAGCAAUCAAUAUUUAAUUUAGAGAAUGGAUUGUUUGAAGUAAAAGACAAUGUUAAAUUUAUAUUUUAUUCAUCUCAGCUACCUUGUGGAGAUGCCUCAAUCUUACCUAAAGCUGGAGAAGAGGAACAGUAUGGUGAUGUUCUACAGAGUAUGAAAAAGCAAGCUAUGGAAGAUAUUUGUGAUGUAGAAUAUAAAAAAGCUAAGGAAGAUAUUCAUAGAACUGGAGCUAAGUGUUUACCUGACUCGGAGCAGGAUUCUAAGCAGCCGGGGGCAAGUUAUCAUAUACUUGCGCAGGUUCGCACUAAACCGGGCAGAGGCGACCGGUCACUAUCAGUGUCUUGUAGUGACAAGAUGGCUCGAUGGAUCCGUGUUGGCAUCCAGGGUGGCCUUUUAAACUUAUUAUUAUCCAAGCCUAUUUUUAUUAAUUACUUAAUUUUUGGUAGCGGAGUACCAUAUUCAGAUGAAUCUUUGACAAGAGCUUUGUUGAAACGAAAUGCAGAUGAAUCUUUGCUGCAACCUGAUAUAUUACCACAGUUCUACCAAAGCAAGCUGGUGUUCCCUCAUAUUAGGACUGAGCAAAAUGUAAGACCAGCUCCUGGCAGCAUAGUUUGGACGAAAUCUAAGGGAGUGGAGGUAGCGGUACAGGGGCGAAAACUAGGUGUUACAAAGAAAAAAGCUAAAUCGCUGAGCAGUUCUUUGUUUAUCAGUAAAUAUAAUAUCUACAAAAGAUUCCAAAGUAUUCUGAAUAGAAGUGAAAAAGUGAAGAAAUGUAUUGGAUUAGAAAAUUUGCAAGAUGUCCCAUAUAUUGAAAUGAAGAGGCAGUCAAAGAGGUAUUUAGACAAAUGGGAGUUAGUAAAGGAUAUAUUUUUUAAAUCAUGGACAAAGAAACCGGAUAUGUGGAAUUUCUGUAUAGAUCAAACUUAAUUAAAAAAAU